GGCUUAACUAGGAGCCGGGGGACAAAGGCGAGUUAAAAAUAAAAACCCUUCUCCCGCCGGCCUCCAGGGCUGGAACCCAAGCGGAGCCCCUGCCGGCAGGGGCGAGCGGCCUGCGCGCCCAUUGCGCACGCGCGCUCACUCGGGCGCUUCCGGGGGGCGGAGCCGGUGGGUCCCACCCCCGCGGCCCUUCUCUUGUCACGUGUCGCGGGCGCUUGCGAGUCACGUGAGGCCCAGGUGGCGCCGGCGGCGCAGUUGGGAGGGAGUGGAAAAAGAGGAAGGGGGAAGCCGGAAGGGGCGUCAGUGGAGCUAAGAGGGGGGCACGAAAGACAGCUCCGGGGGGCUGCGCGCGCACGGGCUCCUGGUUCCGCGGGGCUGGGCCUCGGUCUCGGCGGCCAGGUGACAGCUGGGCCCGGCCGCCGCCUGGUGCCGCCCUUCCCCCGCGCCGGCGCUGCGGGUGCCGCCUGCGGGGCUCGAUGCCAGUCGGCCACGUCCGGGGCAGUGUUUGAGUCCCCGACCCGGAUCGCGGACUGUCUCUUUCCCCUCCCUGCCCCGUCGCUGCUCCAAAGCCCCAGGAUGCAGAAUGUGAUCAACACGGUGAAGGGAAAGGCUCUGGAAGUGGCCGAGUACCUGACCCCGGUCCUCAAGGAAUCAAAAUUUAAGGAGACAGGUGUACUCACCCCGGAAGAGUUUGUGGCAGCUGGAGAUCACUUAGUCCACCACUGUCCGACAUGGCAAUGGGCUACAGGGGAAGAAUUGAAAGUGAAGGCAUAUCUACCAACAGGGAAACAAUUUUUGGUAACCAAAAAUGUUCCAUGCUACAAACGGUGUAAACAGAUGGAAUAUUCAGAUGAAUUGGAAGCUAUCAUUGAAGAAGAUGAUGGUGAUGGGGGAUGGGUAGAUACAUACCACAACACAGGCAUUACAGGAGUUACUGAAACAGUUAAGGAGAUUACACUGGAAAGCAAGGACAGUAUAAAACUCCAAGAUUGUUCAGCACUGUGUGAUGAGGAAGAAGAGGAAGAUGAAGGGGAAGCUGCAGAUAUGGAAGAAUAUGAAGAGAGUGGAUUGUUGGAAACAGAUGAGGCUACCCUAGACACGAGGAAAAUAGUGGAAGCUUGUAAAAGUAAAGCUGAUGCUGGAGGAGAAGAUGCUAUUUUGCAAACAAGAACUUACGAUCUCUACAUCACUUAUGACAAAUAUUACCAGACACCACGGCUAUGGUUGUUUGGCUAUGAUGAGCAACGGCAGCCUUUAACAGUGGAGCACAUGUAUGAAGACAUCAGUCAAGAUCACGUGAAGAAAACAGUGACCAUUGAAAACCAUCCUCAUCUCCCACCACCUCCUAUGUGUUCAGUUCACCCAUGCAGGCAUGCUGAAGUGAUGAAGAAAAUUAUUGAGACAGUUGCAGAAGGUGGGGGAGAGCUUGGCGUUCAUAUGUAUCUUCUAAUUUUUUUGAAAUUUGUACAAGCUGUCAUUCCAACAAUAGAAUAUGACUACACAAGACACUUUACAAUGUAGUGAAGAGGAUAUAGAGUGUAUCCUAAUUACUGCUUCUGAUUUUUAAAGAAUUAAUACAUAGAUGUGACCAUUGACCAUAUUUACCAAUAAGUAUAAUUUCUCUAAUAAAGGGACUUAUAUGUUUAUGCAUUAAAUAAAAACUGUUCCAUUACCAGCCUUAUUUGUUUAAUAAAAAUGAGUGUGAAGAAA
Onychomys torridus (southern grasshopper mouse) is the source of this 1707-nucleotide messenger RNA. It is a transcript of the gene Atg3, whose product is annotated as autophagy related 3. The record is from RefSeq and is a predicted model, not a curated record. Bases 574 to 1518 code for a protein of 314 amino acids. Gene Ontology annotation, molecular function: Atg8-family ligase activity. The transcript has 12 exons. Lineage: Eukaryota; Metazoa; Chordata; Mammalia; Rodentia; Cricetidae. Gene Ontology annotation, biological process: autophagy of mitochondrion; nucleophagy; autophagosome assembly. Gene Ontology annotation, cellular component: cytoplasmic ubiquitin ligase complex; cytosol.